Dothidotthia symphoricarpi CBS 119687 is the source of this 2045-nucleotide messenger RNA. RefSeq lists its product as uncharacterized. Gene Ontology annotation, molecular function: FAD binding. NCBI's taxonomy places the organism in Eukaryota, Fungi, Ascomycota, Dothideomycetes, Pleosporales, Dothidotthiaceae. Bases 132 to 1940 code for a protein of 602 amino acids. The record is from RefSeq and is a predicted model, not a curated record. The transcript has 6 exons.
CCGCCCUUUCUAGAACAAUGAUGGGAAACUAGGAACAGCUCGCGAAACCAAGCAAAUACCUGACUCUGUCUCUUCUAAAUACCAUAACCCAAACGAUUUCAUAUCGGCAAGCUCUAAUCAAACCGGCCGAAAUGGCUAUAUCUGACCAAAUUCCUGUGCUCAUUGCUGGAGGAGGUCCUUCGGGUCUCAUACUAGCUCUACAGCUCGCAAAACAUGGUGUCAAAUCUUUGUUGGUCGAGCGUAACGAAGGCACUACGAAAUGGCCGAAAAUGGACAUUACCAACUGCCGGACUAUGGAGUUGUUCAAUCGUCUCGACGUGUCUCAAGGGUUGCGAGAAAUCGGUGUCCCACAAGAGUACUCGUUCAAUGUGCUCUUCAGCAGUGGUCUAUCUGAAGGUGGAGAGAAGCUCGCGCAGUGGGAUCUUCCUUCUCCAAAAGAGUGGGACCAACGUAUUCAUGCACAAAAUGACGGCACAUUGCCACGCGAACCAUACCAGAGAUGCUCCCAGGCCAUCUUCGAGGCUUGGCUGAAACCUCGAAUCCAGCAGGAGCCUCUCAUCGAGUCGCACUUUGGCGUCAUGUUAGAGUCACUUAUAGAGCUUGAUGACUGCGUCGAAUCAUACCUUGUCAAUGUGAAAACUGGCGAAAAGCACACAGUUCGAAGCCAGUACGUAGCUGGCUGCGACGGAGCAGGCAGCAGAGUGCGUAAAACAAUUGGUACGAAACUGAUUGGCGGUCAAGUGUCUGGUGCUACACUCCUUGUGCACUUCAAGUCGCGCGAUCUCACCAAACUCCACAAGCAAGGUCAUUUCUGGCAUAUCUUUUUCACGCAAGGGGCUGUUAUCAUAUCCCAAGAUGAAGUGGACACGUGGACUGUACAUCUGCCCAUUCCUCUAGAUACAGACUGGGAACGUCUUGAUCCCAGACAGGCAGUUUAUACGGUUCUGGGUGGAUCCAUGGGCCCAUUUCCCAUUGAAAUCGACGAGAUACUCGUCAAGAGCAUGUGGAGGCCGACUAUCUGCAUCGCGGAGAAGUAUGCAUCAGAGGGAAAACGCAUAUUUCUGUCAGGCGAUGCAGCACAUCAAAACGUCCCCCACGGAGGCUACGGCAUGAACACUGCCAUCGGCGAUAGUUUUGAUCUCGGAUGGAAGCUGGCAGCCAUGGUCAAGGGCCAUGGUGGGAAGUAUUUGCUAGACUCGUAUGAAAUCGAACGGAAACCAGUCGCCGCUCGCAACAUUGAGCGGUCGGGCGUGCACGUCUCCGUCCACCACGAUUAUGUGAGUUGGGUCGCCGAGACGGGGCCUGGAAUCCUGACCGCAGCGAGCGCAGAGGGAAAGGAGUUUCGACAGAAGAUUGAAUCCUAUGUGACGGCCCGCGAUGGCGAGAACAAAGACCACGGCCUGGAACUUGGUUACCGCUACAAUGGAUCCCCCGUCAUAAUCCAGAGCAAAGACUGCGAGGAGCCGCACUGGUCGGUACGGGAUUACGUCGCCUCGACCUGGCCUGGUGCGCGAGCGCCUCACGUUUACCUAGCCGAUGGAAAAACGAGCAUCUUCGAUCUCUACGGUCGUAACUAUACUAUCAUCGACUUCACCCCGAGCGGGGACAUCUCCCAGUCAUUCAUGCAGACCGCGGACGAACUUGCCAUUCCACUGAAACGCGUCCAUCUCCCGUCUGAAACUCACGUGCGCAGCGUGUGGGAACGCGACGUUGUGCUCGUCAGGCCAGAUGAUCAUGUUGCGUGGCGUCUUCCUCAAGACGGAACAACAGUGAACACGAGGGAGGUUUUGGACAUCGUGACCGGUAAGCAACGGACUGGUGAAGAAGAAGGGUCUGUUCAACUCGAUGCGCUUGCAAACAUUCGGGAGAAAGGGUUUUCGGGGACUACCGGCAAUGAGGAUCAGAAUCUGGUCAAGGGACGGGGUGAGUUUCAAAUGUAAAGUAUGACAGGUUGAGGACUUUGUCAACAAUUCCACUCUACUACCCGAUCGAUUCUGCUGUUCAUCUUGUAGAUCAACACACAUGUCGUUCUGCAGUUCCGUGUC